AUGGCUUCCGCGGACGAGCUCAAAGCUCUCGGCAACAAGGCCAUUGCCGAAAAGAACUUUGACGACGCCAUCGACAAGUUCACCCAGGCCAUUGCCAUCCAGCCCGAAAACCACAUCCUCUACAGCAACCGGUCCGCUGCGCACGCCUCCAAGAAGCAGUGGGACGACGCCCUGAAGGAUGCCGAGAAGACGACCGAGAUCAAGCCCGACUGGGCCAAGGGCUGGGGCCGCAAGGGUGCCGCCCUGCACGGCAAGGGCGACCUGCUGGGCGCCAACGAUGCCUACUCGGAGGGCCUGAAGCACGACGCCAACAAUGCCCAGCUCAAGAGCGGCCUGGCGUCGGUCGAGAAGGCCAUGCAGCAGGAGGCCGGUGGCAUGGGCGGCGACCCGGCGGCCGGUCUCGGCCAGAUGUUCAACGACCCCAACAUGAUCCAGAAGCUGGCCUCGAACCCCAAGACGGCGUCCUUCCUCGCCGACCCCGCCUUCAUGGCCAAGCUGCAGUCCAUGAAGCAGAACCCGGCCAAUGCCCAGGACCUCUUCAGCGACCCCCGCAUGAUCCAGGUCCUUGGCGUACUCAUGGGCGUCGACAUGGAGAUGCGCGACAGCGACCCCACGCAGGACACGCCCAUGACCGACGCCCCGUCCCAGGCCAAGAAGCCCGAGCCUGCCAAGAAGGCCCCCGAGCCCGCUCCUGAGCCUGAGGAGGUCGACGAGGAUGCCCUCGAGAAAAAGAAGAAGGAGGAAGCCGACAAGGAGAAGGCCCUGGGCACUGAAAACUACAAGAAGCGCAACUUUGACGAGGCAAUUGCUCACUACAGCAAGGCGUGGGAAAUCUUCAAGGACAUUACCUACCUCAACAACUUGGGCGCCGCCUACUAUGAGAAGGGCGACUAUGACAAGUGCAUUGAGGCCUGCACCAAGGCCGUCGAGGAGGGCCGCGAGAUAUACGCCGACUUCAAGUUGAUCGCCAAGAGCUAUGCGCGCAUCGGCUCGGCGUACGAGAAGAAGGGCGACCACGCCCAGGCCAUCGAGAACUUCAACCGCUCCCUCACCGAGCACCGCACCCCUGACGUCCUCAGCAAGCUGCGUGCCACGGAGCGAGCCAAGACGGAAGCCGACAAGAAGGCCUACAUCGACCCGGCAAAGGCCGAGGAGGCGCGCGAGGAGGGCAACAAGAAGUUCAAGGAGACGGACUUCCCUGGCGCCGUCGCCGCGUACACGGAGAUGAUCAAGCGCGCUCCCGAGGACCCGCGUGGCUACAGCAACCGCGCGGCUGCGUUCGUCAAGCUCUUUGAGUUCCCGAGCGCCCUCGAGGACUGCGACGCCGCCAUCAAGCGGGAUCCCAAGUUCAUCCGGGCGUACAUCCGCAAGGCGCAGGCCUACUUUGGCAUGCGCAAGUACUCGGAGUGCGUCGACGCCUGCAGCGAGGCCCAGCAGGUGGACCAGGAGCACCACAACGGCGCCAACGCGCGCGAGAUUGAGCAGCAGCAGCAAAAGGCGUUUGGCGCCAUGUACUCUACCCGUGAUAACGAGACGGAGGAGCAGACGCGAGAGCGCCUGAUGCAGGACCCUGAAAUCAUGAGCAUCAUGCAGGACCCUGUCAUGCAGUCGAUUCUGCAGCAGGCACAGUCGGACCCCAAGGCGCUGCAAGAGCACAUGCGCAACCCGAACGUGCGAACCAAGAUCCAGAAGCUGAUUGCGGCGGGCGUUAUUCGCGUGGGUCGGUAA
Messenger RNA from Purpureocillium lilacinum, 1728 nucleotides. RefSeq names its product Hsp90 cochaperone. Lineage: Eukaryota; Fungi; Ascomycota; Sordariomycetes; Hypocreales; Ophiocordycipitaceae. Gene Ontology annotation, molecular function: metal ion transmembrane transporter activity; Hsp90 protein binding. Gene Ontology annotation, cellular component: membrane. Gene Ontology annotation, biological process: metal ion transport; transmembrane transport. The record is from RefSeq and is a predicted model, not a curated record.